AUAAUUCGUCUUUUCGGUUUGUUUAAAUAAAUUUAACAAUUUUUUUUUUUGACAAAUAGUAGGAAAUUCAAAUUUUAUGUCGUACUUUAUUGUCGUUCAUCGAACCGACAGGUGUCCAACGAAAGACACACGUAAACUCACCGAUUUUCGACGUUUCUGAAGGCUCGGUGCGGAUGUAUCGUCCCCGUCAUAGGCGGUGUAAUCUGUCGUUUCGCGCCCAUUUGCCUUGUCCCCGUUUCCGACCGUUGAUAAUAACAAUUUAAACUACACACUAACACAGUCUUGCCGACUAUUGCGUUUGCGACUAACCUACCACAUUACUACGCUCGUUACAGUAACUCAACAUUAACAAAGUGUUGUUCUACUGUUUUCCCGCCUUUGAUUUCUCACCCGCCUAGUUAAUCGUGGUCAUCGCUAUCCGAAAAGACGUUUUUGAAGAGAUCAAGAAUAAACGAAAAUUUCGAUCCAAUAAUCCGGUUAAUAUUAUUUUAUACAAAAUGGCUAUGGCAUCAUCUUCACAUGUUGAAGAAUCCGUUGUUGAAGAUCAUGAAGAAGAUGAUGGACCACUACUUAUUUCAAAACUUGAGGGUCAAGGAAUUACAAGUGGAGAUAUUAAAAAGCUUCAAGAAGCUGGAUACCACACAAUAGAGUCUGUUGCUUUUGCGACAAAAAAACAUCUUAUAACUAUUAAAGGCAUAAGUGAAGCUAAAGCUGAUAAAAUAUUGGCUGAAGCAUCAAAAAUGGUUCCACUUGGUUUUACUUCUGCUACAAUAUUUCAUCUUAAGAGAUCUGAAAUCAUUCAAUUGACUACUGGCUCAAAAGAAUUAGAUCGUCUAUUAGGUGGUGGUAUUGAAACUGGUUCAAUCACAGAAAUAUUUGGAGAGUUUAGAACUGGUAAAACACAAAUUUGCCAUACUUUGGCUGUAACUUGUCAGUUACCUAUUGGUCAAAAUGGAGGAGAAGGAAAAUGCCUCUAUAUUGACACUGAAGGUACAUUCCGGCCUGAGCGAUUGCUUUCAGUAGCUGAAAGAUAUCAAUUGGUUGGAAGUGACGUACUCGAUAAUAUUGCUUGUGCCAGAGCAUAUAAUACAGAUCAUCAAACACAAUUGUUAAUGCAAGCUGGAGCUAUGAUGGCUGAAUCUAGGUAUGCAUUAUUGGUCGUAGAUAGUGCUAUGGCUUUAUACAGAACUGAUUAUUCUGGUAGAGGUGAAUUAUCUGCGAGACAGAAUCAUUUAGCCAGAUUUCUCAGAAUGUUAUUACGUCUUGCAGAUGAGUUUGGUGUUGCUGUAGUAAUAACCAAUCAGGUAGUUGCUCAAGUGGAUGGUGCUUCUAUGUUUGCAGCAGAUCCAAAAAAACCUGUUGGUGGAAAUAUAAUGGCUCACGCAUCUACAACUAGAUUGUACUUGCGUAAAGGCAGAGGUGAAACAAGAAUAUGUAAAAUAUAUGAUUCUCCUUGUUUACCAGAGUCAGAAGCAAUGUUUGCUAUCAAUGCUGAUGGAAUUGGAGAUGCUAAAGAGUAGCUUGAUUAUUUUUUUUUUAUUUUGUUAUCAUACUUUCGUUCAUAAGAAUACCACUAUUUAAAAUAUGUUCAGUUAAAACAAAUAUUUUUAUCAUAGAUAAAAAAAAGUUAAAAAUAAUUUUUUUUUGACAUUUGCUAAGCUAAAAAUAAUUUAAUUAUAUUACAUUUUUUUAAAUUAUUCUUAUGUUGACAUGUUAUUUUGUAUAAUUAUCUUUUAUAUUAAACAUAUUUUAUCAUACACUUGUA
This is a messenger RNA of Aphis gossypii (cotton aphid), 1765 nucleotides long. It is a transcript of the gene spn-A, whose product is annotated as DNA repair protein RAD51 homolog A. The record is from RefSeq and is a predicted model, not a curated record. Lineage: Eukaryota; Metazoa; Arthropoda; Insecta; Hemiptera; Aphididae. The coding region runs from base 498 to 1520 and encodes 340 amino acids. Gene Ontology annotation, molecular function: single-stranded DNA binding; ATP hydrolysis activity; ATP binding. Gene Ontology annotation, cellular component: condensed nuclear chromosome. The transcript has 7 exons. Gene Ontology annotation, biological process: reciprocal meiotic recombination; mitotic recombination-dependent replication fork processing; DNA recombinase assembly.